Chlamydomonas reinhardtii is the source of this 1176-nucleotide messenger RNA. RefSeq lists its product as uncharacterized. Lineage: Eukaryota; Viridiplantae; Chlorophyta; Chlorophyceae; Chlamydomonadales; Chlamydomonadaceae. The transcript has 4 exons. The record is from RefSeq and is a predicted model, not a curated record. The coding region runs from base 65 to 484 and encodes 139 amino acids. Gene Ontology annotation, molecular function: heme binding. Gene Ontology annotation, cellular component: membrane; intracellular membrane-bounded organelle.
AUUAACACGCCUGCGCUCUCUUUGCUGCUGACCUGCCCUUCUCCCGCCUGAUCGACACGAAGAAAUGGCCCCCUCAGGGAAAACAUACGGUGUCGCUGACCUGAAGCAGCACACGACAGAAAAGUCGUGCUGGCUAGUUGUACACGGGAAGGUUUACGAUGUGACCGAGUUCCUGGAGGAGCACCCAGGCGGGUAUGACAUCAUCCUCACCUCGACGGGCAAGGAUGCCACCCAAGAUUUUGAGGAGAUUGGGCACAGCAACUCUGCAAAGAAGCUUCUGGAGAAGUACGUGAUCGGAGAGUUUGAGGGUGGCGACAGCGCUCCCGCCGUGGCCAAGGUGCCUCCGCAGAGCGCCAACGCGGCGAAGCAGCAGCCCGCUAAGAGUGCGGCGACGCGAACAUUCCACGUCAUCCUCCCACUGCUCAUACUGGCGCUGGCGCUGGCGCUCAACUUCUACAUGAUGAGCCAGAAGAAGUCUGCAUGAGCGGUUGCACCAGGCAUGUCGGCUCAUGGCCGGUCAUUUUGAAACAGUGCCAGGAGCGGCCAAUGUGUGUCGGCGCGGGAUGCAUGGGAUUCCGACUGCAUGGGCCUGUGACGACACGGCAGCGCAGGACCUGCUCGUGGAGUCGCUCGUUGGUGCCGGCGGCGUUAUCAGCAGGGCUUGUCGGUGGGAGCUUAAACAACAGGAGCUUAACAGCAGCUUGCGCUUCGUUGCGGAGGUGGUAUGGACCAGGCAUGCUGGAGUAUGCGCAUUUUGAUAGAGUGCGUGCAUCGGACAACUGAGUCCUGACGAGCAGGCAACUAAGAUGAUUGAAGGAUACUACUGCAAUUGCGGUACCUCACAGUAGAGCACGAACUUGACAUUGCUACUGUGAGGUUUGGACGGGCAGGGUAUGGCGGUAGUCGAGCAGCGGAGGUGCAGUGGGCCUGUUUAUGGGCAUGCGUAACGAGUGAGGCACUGGAAUGCGUGAUGGCAGGGAGUGGAGGCACGUCGUAUGCCCAGUGGCUGACAAGCCGCAUUGUAGGCUGCGAGGAGAGGGGAGUGAGUGGAAGCAUGGAGCGUACGUGGGCUCAUCGCGAUGUUCCUUUGGAGCUGAAACAGCUUAGCACUGGUGUGAAGGAUUGUGUAAGGCUCAUACUGAGAGUCUGAGACGGACAAAUUGAAGAGCAGUUUAU